AACACUUCUUUCAUUCCAUCUAAAUCUCUUCCUGCAGUAGACAUUCUUGUCAGUACUUGAACAUUGCAGCUUCCAUCCAACAGUUGUUCCGUCAUGACCGUGGACAAGAUCGAUGUAACCGGCGACCCGAGGGUCGAGCGCCGCUCGGCAAACGUCAAUGGCAAGACAUACGGCUACCUCUACAGCGAGCCCGAAUCAGGAGUUUAUCGGGCAACAAUCUUCCUCCUCCAUGGCUUCCCCGACCUAUCCAUGGGAUGGCGCUACCAAAUUCCCAUGUUGAUUUCCAUGGGUCUGCGAGUCGUCGCGCCAGAUUGUCUAGGAUACGGCCGAACAGACGCACCCGAAGAAAUAGAACUAUAUUCUCAUAAAAGCUGCGCCAACGACAUCAAAGAACUCGCAAUCCAACUAGACGCUCCCGAGAUCAUCCUCGGCGGACAUGACUGGGGCGCCGCCCUCGCCUACCGCGUCGCGCUCUGGCACCCGGAGCUCGUAACGCACAUCUUCACAGUCUGCGUGCCAUACGCAGCGCCAACCCGGAAAUACCUCGCACUAGAAGAAAUGGUAGAGAACAUUGCGCCGCAUUUCGCGUACCAGCUGCAAUUCCGGAGCGGGAAUCUUGAAGAUGUCAUCUUUAGCAAGGAAGAUAUCGAGAAGUUCUUGUCGGCGCUGUAUGGCGGUCGCACGGAUGAUAGGGACGUGGCGUUUGAUGCCGAGUAUGGGGUUUUGUUGGAUCGGAUGGAACUUGUCAGGCCGUCGCCUUUGUUGAGUGAGGUGGAACUGGAAUACUAUGCGAAUGAAUUCUCGAGGAAUGGGCUGAGAGGGCCGUUAAACUGGUACCGCACACGAGAGAUAAACUACGAAGAAGAGCUCGCCAUCCUGAACGCACGCAUCACGGCCCCGUUACUAUUCAUUCAAGCGCUGAAGGACUCCGCGCUGCCGCCUCAUCUAGGAAAAGGAAUGACGAGGACGGUGCCGCAUUUGACGUACAAGCAGGUGAACACGGGGCAUUGGGCGCUGUGGCAGGAGCCGGAGGAGGUGAAUGAGAUUAUUGCGUGGUGGUUGAAGGAGGUGGUGUUUAAGAGUUUGAGGAUGUCGAGGUUGUGAGCUUUGAUUGAUUCUGAUGGGGGUGGUAUGUAUGGGUAGUGCUGAAGUGUACCUUUUUGUACGCAUAUCCUGCUUGAUUGGUUGAUUGUAUUCUUAGGUCUCUUUUGGGAUUAUCCGCUGGGCGGGAUUAUAUUGAGGAUUGUUUGGGAUUUACAGGUUAUUGAAAAUGGGUUACCAGUACUAGGAUCAAGUCAUUUAUAUAAGUAACAUGGAGGUCGGCAUAUGAGAG
This is a messenger RNA of Aspergillus neoniger CBS 115656, 1333 nucleotides long. Its product is annotated as alpha/beta fold hydrolase. NCBI's taxonomy places the organism in Eukaryota, Fungi, Ascomycota, Eurotiomycetes, Eurotiales, Aspergillaceae. The coding region runs from base 94 to 1104 and encodes 336 amino acids. Gene Ontology annotation, molecular function: catalytic activity. The record is from RefSeq and is a predicted model, not a curated record. The transcript has 7 exons.